Messenger RNA from Phycomyces blakesleeanus NRRL 1555(-), 652 nucleotides. RefSeq lists its product as hypothetical. The transcript is spliced from 2 exons. The record is from RefSeq and is a predicted model, not a curated record. Bases 1 to 570 code for a protein of 189 amino acids. Lineage: Eukaryota; Fungi; Mucoromycota; Mucoromycetes; Mucorales; Phycomycetaceae.
AUGACAGAAAAUAAGGGUUCCGCACGCGAUUAUGUAGAAUCCUACGUCAAGGAGAGUCAACCAGAUGUCGAUGGAUACCUUUCUGAACAGCAGCCGCAAUACGACCCCACCAAAGCACCUACACAAGCAUCCUCCUCUUCCUCCAAACCAAACACUUCUCCAGCUCCCACUCCUUCUCAGCAAUUCAAACUUCAUCUCCCCACAGUCAAUCCGAUCCAGACUAAUGAGACUCCUAAAGACGAACAGAAAUUAAAGGAUCAAAAUAACCCUAAAAUAGAAUGGGCAGUCCGUGAUUUUAUGGAUCAGAAGAGAGAGAUUCACGAAACAGCCUUGGAGAACUGUGCUGAUCUUCAUGAAGAGCUUUUUACCUGUUUUAAGGACGGUAGUUGGUGGGAUAAGGCAAAAAUGUGUGAAGAUCAGAAACAACGCUUUUGGACUUGUUAUCACCAGCAGAAGAAAUUUCUCAAGGCUGUAAAUUACAAAGGAGCCGGUACAACUCCCGAGGAGAAUGACAUUAACCUCUACAAAGCAAUGCGGUUACGCCCCGAGGAUGCUGAAAAGUCAGAAUAGAUUACUACAAACUUUUCUUUCCUUCUUUUUGGAGUGAUGUCUACAUUUGUAUAUUAGUUUUAUUGUAAAAUACCGAUCUCUC